AUGGAUAAGCUUACCGCCCCGGCAACGGCAGAACAACGGGGCGCCGAGCCCACCCCGGCCACACCUGUCAACACCUCUACUUCCUUUAACUCUCAACAGCCUGAUUGCCUUGUUUCUUCUUCUCAACAUCUUCUUGAUUCAGAUAUCUUCAUUCAAUCAUACAACCAGCUUCAUCAUAAUCUCAGCAUGGCUGACCGUUUCCCUUCCCUAGAGGACUUCUCUGAGGGCCAAACCGAAGUCGCCGACGCCCAGGGCACUCCCGAUGAUGACUUCCUUGCCCGUGAGCGCGCUGCGCUCGGUGAAGACGCCGACCAAUUCGCUACUUCCCAAGACCACGUUGCCGGCCAGAAUGUAGGCGCGGGGGAUGAUGACCUGCUCGGCGGAGGCGACGAGCCCGUCGAGGAGAUCGGUCAAUUUGAAUCAUCUUUCCCUUCAGUGGCAACCCAGAACCAGAACGAGCGCGUGGCUCCCGGCGGCACAAUCACCGGCUCCGGUUCACCUUUCCCCAGUACUGGAUACUCAAACACCCAGGAACCCGAGGAUGAGGGAGAUGCUGUUCGUGAAUGGCGCGAGAAGCGUGAUGCUGAGAUCGCACGCCGUGCCGAGGUCUCCACCGAGAAGAAGGCUGCUACCGUCAAAAAGGCACAGGAGGACAUCGAUGAUUUCUACGUUUCCUACAACAACAAGGCCGACAAGAACCGCUCGCACGCCCGCACCGAAGCUGAAGAAUUCCUUGCCAAGCGAGAGGAUACCUCCGCUGGUGGCACCAGCUGGGAGCGCAUUGCUAAGCUGGUUGAUGUUUCGGGCAAGGGCUCCGCGGGCGGUGCCAGCGGCUCCGGAAAGGAGCGUUUCCGCGAGUUGUUGAUCGACCUUCGGAAGGACCAGGAAGCUCCCGGUUCCAGCGGAAUCUAG
Messenger RNA from Penicillium paradoxum, 912 nucleotides. Its product is annotated as clathrin light chain CLC1. Gene Ontology annotation, biological process: clathrin-dependent endocytosis; intracellular protein transport; clathrin coat assembly. Gene Ontology annotation, cellular component: clathrin coat of trans-Golgi network vesicle; plasma membrane; clathrin coat of coated pit. The record is from RefSeq and is a predicted model, not a curated record. NCBI's taxonomy places the organism in Eukaryota, Fungi, Ascomycota, Eurotiomycetes, Eurotiales, Aspergillaceae. The coding region runs from base 1 to 912 and encodes 303 amino acids. The transcript is spliced from 4 exons. Gene Ontology annotation, molecular function: structural molecule activity; clathrin heavy chain binding.